CUCUAAGUAGCGCUCGCGCCUCCUGGUGUCAGUUAUGUAACUAAACUAUCAAAGACUGAUUGACAAGUCUUCGAAAAAUAGGAAAACUCGUGGAUGCAUUAAAAAUCUUUAAAUAUGUUGACAUCUUUUCGUGCACUUCGUACAAUUUUAGCUCCUACAAGGGGCAGAGGAAUUCAAACAUCUUCUAGUCAUGCAUCUGAUCAACUAUUUAAUCAUAGAGACACCGAAUACAAUAAUCCCAGUACACCCUUUGAAUUUAAUGAAGCAAACAAAAAACGUAUCGAGGCUCUUCUAAAAAUUUAUCCAGAAGGUCACAAACGUGGUGCAAUGAUACCUCUAUUAGAUUUAGCUCAAAGACAACAUGGUUGGCUACCACUCUCCGCUAUGCAUAAAGUUGCUGAGAUUCUCAAUGUACCUCGAAUGCGUGUUUAUGAAGUUGCUACUUUCUAUACAAUGUUUAACAGAAACCCAAUGGGAAAAUAUCAUAUUCAAAUCUGUACGUGUACUCCAUGUUGGUUGAGAGAUUCAGAUUCUAUAGUAACUGCUGUAACUGAAGCUGCGCGUUGUAAACUUGGUGGUACCUCUGAAGAUAAAUUAUUUACUGUAUCAGAAGUUGAAUGUUUAGGAGCAUGUGCCAAUGCACCAAUGUUCCAAGUUAAUGAUGAUUAUUAUGAAGACUUGACUCCUGAAAGUGCUGCAAAAAUAAUAAAUGCAUUAAGGAAAGGUGAAAGACCGCCACCUGGUCCACAAAAUUCGCCUAGAUUUGCUGCAGAUCCAGCUGGUGGAUUAACGUCUUUAAAGUCUCCACCUCCUGGACCAGGAUUUGGGGUCAGGUCAGAUCUAUAAAAUAGAUGUUAA
Molecule: messenger RNA, 858 nt
Organism: Polistes dominula (European paper wasp)
Lineage: Eukaryota; Metazoa; Arthropoda; Insecta; Hymenoptera; Vespidae
Gene: ND-24
Product: NADH dehydrogenase ubiquinone
Biological process (GO): mitochondrial electron transport, NADH to ubiquinone
Cellular component (GO): respiratory chain complex I
Molecular function (GO): NADH dehydrogenase activity
Source: RefSeq, a predicted model, not a curated record